Messenger RNA from Cryphonectria parasitica EP155, 1980 nucleotides. RefSeq names its product BAR-domain-containing protein. The record is from RefSeq and is a predicted model, not a curated record. NCBI's taxonomy places the organism in Eukaryota, Fungi, Ascomycota, Sordariomycetes, Diaporthales, Cryphonectriaceae. The coding region runs from base 176 to 1549 and encodes 457 amino acids. The transcript has 3 exons. Gene Ontology annotation, cellular component: mating projection tip; Rvs161p-Rvs167p complex; actin cortical patch. Gene Ontology annotation, biological process: plasma membrane tubulation; endocytosis; actin cortical patch localization. Gene Ontology annotation, molecular function: lipid binding; protein binding.
CUCCUCCUUCAGCUUUGUGACCAGCCGCCACCGCCCUGCUUGAGCCAUUUUCGACCCUCCUAAAUCCUACAGUCCCAGUCAUCGCCAUCCUCCUGUGCGGUGAAACCCCUUCAUAAACAGACAGACGAGCGGAACCUCGUGCUCGGCACGCAUUGCGCAACACGACUGAGGCAAGAUGAGCUUCCGAGGGUUUUCAAAGAGUAUAUCGCGGGCACCGCAGCAGUUCAAGUCCAAAUUCAACAUCGGCGAGCACACAAAAGAUGCCGUCUUCAUUGACGCGGAACGGCGCUUUCAAGAGCUGGAGACCGAGACCAAGAAGCUCCACGAUGACAGCAAGAGGUACUUCGAUGCCAUCAACAACAUGCUCAACCACCAGAUCGAAUUCUCCAAAGCCAUGACCGAGAUAUACAAACCCAUCAGCGGCAGAAUGUCAGACCCAGACUCUCUCGUCAUUAGGAGCAACCCCGAAGGCGUUCAGGCUUGCGAGGAGUACGAGGCCGUCGUGAAAGACCUGCAAGAGACACUAGCACCUGAGUUGGAAAUGAUCGAGAGUAGGGUGAUUCGACCUGCCAACGAGCUGCUGGACGUCAUCAAGAUCAUCCGUAAGCAGCUGGUCAAGCGAGAGCACAAGCAGCUAGACUACGAUCGACACCGGGCGACCCUGAAGAAGCUGCAGGAUAAGAAGGAGAAGUCCAUGAAGGACGAGAAGGCCACGUGGAAGGCCGAGGGGGACGUGGAGCAGGCCACACAGGAGUACAACUACUUUAACGACCUGCUGAAGGAUGAGUUGCCCAAGUUGUUCGUCCUGGAGAGGGAGUUUAUCCAACCCCUCUUCCAGUCGUUCUACUAUAUGCAGCUCAACAUUUUUUACACGCUCCACGAGAAGAUGCAGGCCUGUGAUAUCGGCUAUUUCGACCUCACACGAGAUAUUGAGGAAGCCUUCUUCGCCAAGCGUGGCGACGUCCAGGAGCAGGCCGAGAAGCUCUCGAUUGUCAAGUUCAAGACAACCGGGCAGAAGAGGCCUCCUAAAUACCAGCCAAAGCCCGCCCUUGGAAGUUCCACGCAGCCAGCAGGUCUGCUCACCCAGGGGACCGGUUCAGAGGACGACAGCACUGCGCCCUCAGAAGCUCCGUCAACAUCUGCCUCGUUAGCUUCACCCCUCGCCAUGAGGGCGAAGCCUUCUCCCCAGGUGGGGUACCAUGCGCACUCCAACAGCGUCGAGAGUCAUCCUCCGCCACCAUACUCGCCGGGAUUGUCGUCCCCUCCUUUGACGAGCCCCAAGCCCGGGUCUCUGGCCGCCGCAGCUGCUGCCAAGGCCAAGCCUCCACCACCGAAGCCCAAGCCCAGCAGGCUGAGUGGUGCUCCGACUACUGUGGAGACGGUGACAGCCCUUUACGACUACUCCGCGCAGGCGGAAGGCGAUUUGAGCUUCCGGGCUGGGGACGUCAUCGAGAUUGUGAGCAGGACGCAGAACGAUAACGAGUGGUGGACUGGCAAGCUGCAUGGCAAGUCUGGGCAAUUUCCAGGCAACUAUGUCAAGCUCAACUGAGCAGCCACGCACUGUCACAGUUCUUGAGGCACCUGGCCGCGUUGGCCUCAUGUAGGAGAAACACGUGCGUCGCACAUUGGGAGACGAUGGGGCUCUAGAUCGGUCGUUUACCUGGAGUAGAAAGGUUUUAGCAUACAGGGUCUCGCGGAUACCCAUAUGGACAGUGUUUUUUUAUCGAAAGGGGUCCCUGAAUUUGGCGUUGGCAAGGAUGAUAAGGAGUGUCUAUUCCUGUUUGUACUUGCCUAAUGUAUGUGUAUUUUCUUUAGAUCUGGGAGAGAGUUGAGUGGUAGGCUGGAUCUGGCAGAUGGGACGAGACUCUGGGCUCAGUCUAUCGCCUCGAUCCGAAGAAAGGCACUACUACUAUCAUCAAACCACUCUCCAAAGUUACCGGUCCAGUGCGAAGUAGAGUUUUGAAACAGUCACACUACUAC